UUUGUUCCUUCUCCCCAAAGAUGCUGCCUUUCCCCGUCGACACUCAAUGGCAUCCCUUACUCCCGGAGUUCUCUCCAACCUCCUCGAACUCGCCGCCGGAAAAGUCAUUUCUUCUUCUUCUUCGCCGUUGUUGUCUUCGCACCGUUUCCCGCUCCUCCAGGUCAUAGAGAUCGUCCCCUGUCUCUCCGACAACCAGUGGCGUAGCGAACGGUUCUUCGUCAAAGUCUCCGACUCUCUCCACGCCGCUUACGUCGCCGUUUCCGCCGCUGACGACGCCGAUCUGAUACGCUCCGACGAGAUACAGCUAGGGCAGUUUGUGUACAUUCGCGGCGGUUUACACGUGGAGAAAGGUUGUCCUGUUCCCGUCGUCCGUGGGCUUAAGCCGGUCCCGAAGCGGCGGACGUGCGUUGGAAACCCUAGCGAUCUCGUCUCUAGCGACUUGCUUCUUGAUUUUACUCCGGUCUCGGUUGAUUCGAUCAAGAAGAAAAGGAAUCUUGGUGACACGAGGAGGUUGAGCUUGGACUCUGCGAGACGGAGUUGCUGGGAUCAUACUAGUCCUCCGGUGACUCGCCGCCGUGACGCAGCAUUGCUUCUUUCUUCUUCCCCACGUCUCAAACCCAAAUUGGUCUUGAGUGAUAAGAAUCUGCCAAAGAAUGAGUCCCCAUCAAAGCACCUUAACUGUGAAACCCCUACCUUAAGAAAUAGAAAUGUGGUUAAGCCUGCAUCACCUAUAUCCAUAGCCAAAUCUCCAAAAGAUGGUAUCAAGCCGUUAUCAAAGGCGGUGACUCCUCCAGUUGCGUAUCAUAAGCUGCCUUCAAGUCACAGGACUUGGUCUGACCAGAGAAUCUCAUGGACUGGACUCCCCAAAACCAUUCAGUCGCUUGGAAAGGAAGUUUCAUCACAUAGACUAGUAGCAGUAAAGGCCGCAGUAAAAGCACUAGAGGAAGCAUCUGCCAUGGAGUCUGUUUUGCUCAGUUUACAAUCCUUCGCUGAACUAUGUGACUCUUCUAAACGUUUAUCAGCGGGACAAGUUGUGCGACGGUUCUUGGACAUCUACCACAGUACACAGAACACAGGAAAAGCAGUCCAUAUGUUACUUACUCACAACGGUUCGUGUAGAUCAGCAGCUAAGAAAAAUGCAGCAGCUUGGGUUCAAGAUGCAGUAGUGACCGGAUUUUCUCAGUUCAACUUAUUUAAAGAGCCUGGAAUACAAGAGGAUGCUGCUUCUUCCCAAGACCAUCAUCACUACAUUAUUAUUCAAAGCUCAUCUGAGAAACUAAGUUCCAAGGAGAAUACAACAAGUCCAAGAAACCAAGCUUACAAGGGUGUGAAACUGCCUUCAAGAAAACAUCGUUCUGACUCUGAGAGAUGUAGUUUAGAAGGUAAAAACAGGUUAAAAGAGUCAUUGAGUUUAGCGGAGGAGCUACUCCGAGUUUCAAGCCAAUGGUUCUUUAAAUAUUUGGAGAACUCACUGAAGAAAGGGACCUUCUUUGUGAAGAAGGAAGAAGCAACUGGAAAAGAGUCUCUUCUUGUCAGCCUUAAAGCAGUAAACUGUUGGCUUGAUGAUCUGAUAAGAAACAGAUGUGAAGCCAGUGAGAAAGUCGAAGAGUUAAGAAAGAAGCUGCAACGUUUUCUACUUAAACAUAUGGAAUCUGCCAUUGGAAAAACAAUGUAACAUAAUCCAAUGUAAAAGCCUUUUUCUCUAUCAGUUUCUGACAUCUUAUGACUUUAUUAGUUACCCUUUAGGUGUUGGCUACAAUGAAUUUGCUUGUAUUAUC
This is a messenger RNA of Brassica oleracea var. oleracea, 1778 nucleotides long. RefSeq lists its product as uncharacterized. The transcript has 4 exons. The record is from RefSeq and is a predicted model, not a curated record. The coding region runs from base 47 to 1675 and encodes 542 amino acids. NCBI's taxonomy places the organism in Eukaryota, Viridiplantae, Streptophyta, Magnoliopsida, Brassicales, Brassicaceae.